AUAUUUUUAUGUCUCUGAAACUUGUUAGUUGAUCUUUCUCUGCCGGUAAUCCCACCGAGUUUCCCUUGGAGAAUUCUGUAUCAGAAACACCAUAGGCGGUACUGCGUCCAGACUCCAACUCAUUAGUUAACUACGCAUAAUCCCGAUCUCUUGCAUCUCUAAGAUCGUUUAUUUAUGAGCAAGCCACGUAACCCAUAUGCAUAUACAUGUUUUGACUUGUGGGUUUGUACAGGUUAUGGAUAUAGCUGCUUCUGCUUCUGCUGGUGGCGGCGGUGGACCUGGUGGUGGUGCUGAUGUCCACCCUUCUCGAGAAAAGUAUGAUGUGUUUAUUAGUUUCAGAGGUGAGGACACCCGCAAUACUUUUACUAGCCAUCUUCACGGUGCCUUACUCCAGAAGAAAAUUGAAACCUACAUAGAUUACAGACUUGUGAGAGGGAGUGAAAUUGCACCUGCCCUUCUAGAAGCGAUCGAGAAAUCUACGCUUUCCUUGGUCAUUUUCUCACAAAACUAUGCAUCUUCCACCUGGUGCUUGGAUGAACUUGCGCACAUACUAAACUGCAGGGAGACAGUUGAUCAGAUGGUCAUACCUAUUUUUUACGACAUCAGUCCAUCAGAUGUACGAAAACAACAGGGGACUUAUGCAGAUGCAUUUGCUCAACUUGAAAUCCGUUUCAAGGACAGUAUCGACAAGGUGCACAAGUGGAGGGCUGCUUUGGUGACAGUAGCUAAUCUAUCUGGCUUCGAUUAUUCAAACAAAACUGGGACGGAGGCCGAUUUAGUUAAGAACGUUGUCGACGAAAUUUGGGGCAAAUUGAAUCAAAAAUCGUCAAGCAAUUUAAAGGGCCUGGUUGGAAUGGAAAGACGCAUUGACCAAGUUGAGUCAACAUUAUGCAUUGAUUCCCUUGAUGUAUACGCUGUAGGUAUUUGGGGCAUGGGUGGGAUUGGCAAGACCACCCUUGCUGAUGCUGUGUUUCACCGAUUCUCUUCUAAAUUUGAAGCUUCUUGUUUUCUUAAAAAUGUCAGGGAGAUAUCUGAACAAACAGGUGGACUGGAUCGCUUGCGAAACACACUUGUUAGUGAGAUAUUAAAGGAAAAAGAUGUAAAUAUUGGCACUCUGACUAUAGGAUCAUAUCGUGUUAGGAAGAGAAUGGGAGGUACGAAGGUCCUCAUUGUUCUUGAUGAUAUAAAUGAUUCAAACCAAUUAAAUUUUCUAGCCGGAGAUCCUACUCUAUUUGGCCCUGGAAGUAGAAUCAUUAUAACAACUAGAGAUAAGAGCCUACUUCAGAAACUUGUUGAUCAUAAUAAGAUAUGCAAGGUUCAGGAAUUAAAUUCUGAUGAAGCUCUUCAACUCUUUCGUUUGUGUGCUUUCGGAAAUAACAUUUCUAGAGUCGAUUGUACAGAGUUGUCAAAAGUUGUGGUUGAUUAUUGUGGGGGCAUUCCGUUAGCUCUUCAAAUUUUGGGUUCCUCAUUCCUUCACUGUGAGAGCAAAGAAGAUUGGCUGGAUGAAUGGAAAGAAUUUCCAAGAGAAAAGAUCUGGAAAGUGUUCAGAUCAAGUUAUGAUGGAUUAAAAGAAAUUGAGAAGGAGAUAUUUCUUGAUAUAGCAUGUUUCUAUCAAGGGAAAGAUGUGGACAUUGUAAAAGAAAUGCUAGAUAUAUGUGGUUUUCGUGCAGCAGGAAUCGAAGUUCUGAGUGAUAAGUCUCUCAUAUCAAUUUCAACAAAUAACUGCUUGGAGAUGCAUAACUUGCUACAAGAAAUGGGUAGGGCAAUUGUUCACGAACAAUGUAUUGAAGAGCCUAUAAAAUGCAAUAGAUUAUUCUUUGAUGAGGAUGUCAAUCGGGAUUUGAAAACUAACACGGGAAGUGCAACGGUACAAGCCAUAUUCUUUAACAGGUCUAAGAUUACAGGGAUACUCUUGAAUCAUGCAGACUUCGAAAAGAUGUAUGAUCUAAGAUUGCUAUACGUUUAUAAUUCUAGCUGUAACAAGUACUGCAAAGUAAAAGUUUCUCUUCCCCAUUCUCUUACUUAUCUUGGCUGGGAGGGUUACCCUUUCAAAUCUUUGCCAUCAAAACUUUGUCCGGAAAAUCUUGUUGAGCUUCAAAUGCGCAACAGUCAAGUUGAGCAACUUUGGAAUGAGGGCCAGAAUCUUAAGAACUUAAAAGUGAUGGAUCUUCGUUUGUCCGAGCAUCUGAUUAAAGUUCCAGAUCUCUCUCAAAGUCCAAACAUUGAGCAUAUAGAUCUUUACGGGUGUAAAAGUCUGGUUGAAAUUCCUUCUUAUUUUCCAUGUCUCGACAAGCUUAGUUACCUUAACCUGACAGACUGCACAAAACUCAAAUAUCUUUCGGAGAUGCCAAGCAGUAUUGAAUACUUAUAUUUGGAUAGCACUGCAAUAGAGGAAUUGCCUUCAUCAGUUUGGUCUUUUGAAAAAAUUCGGUGCUUGGAGCUUCCCAAUAACAUACCAAUAUUGGACUUGAGUGGGAAUGCGACUAAUUGCAAAAUUCUUGUGAGUCUCCUAGAGAGCAUUUGCAAAUUAAAGUCUCUUAAGAGCCUUGAUCUGAGUGGAACCACAAUUAGAAGCCUACCUGCAAGCAUUGGUAACUUAGAAUCUCUUGAGAAACUUGAUUUGAGUGGAACUGCAAUUAGAAGCCUACCUGCAAGCAUUGGUAAUUUGGAAUCUCUUGAGAAACUUGAUCUUAGUGGAACUGCAGUUAAAAGCCUACCUGCGAGUAUUGGUAAUUUGGAAUCACUUGAGAAACUUGAUCUGAGUGGAACCACAAUUAAAAGCCUACCUGCAAGCAUUGGUAAUUUGAAAUCUCUUGUGAAACUUUAUCUGAGUGGAACUGCAAUUGAAGGGCUACCUGCAAGCAUUGGUAAUUUGAAAUCUCUUAAGAAACUUGAUCUGAGUGAAACCGCAAUUGAAAGUCUACCUGCAAGCAUUGGUAAUUUGGAAUCUCUUGAGAACCUUGAUUUGAGUGGAACCGCAAUUAAAAGCCUACAUGCAAGCAUUGGUAAAUUGCAAUAUCUUCAGAAAUUUUAUCUGAGUGGAACCGCAAUGGAAAGCCUACCUGCAAGCAUUGGUAAUUUGAAAUGUCUGGAUAAACUUGAUCUGAGUGGAACCGCAAUUAAAAGCCUACCUGCAAGCAUUGGUAGUUUGAGAUCUCUUGAGAAACUUGAUCUGAGUGGAACUGCAAUUGAAAGCCUACCUUCAAGUAUUGGUAGUUUGAAAUCUCUUGAGAACCUUGAUUUGAGUGGAACCGCAAUUGAAAGCCUACCUGCAAGCUUUGACAAUUUGAAUUCUCUUGUGAAACUUGAUCUGAGUGGAACCGCGUUUAAAAGCUUACCUGCAAGCAUUGGUAAUCUGAAAUCUCUUGAGAAACUUGAUCUGAGUGGAACCGCAAUUGAAAGCCUACCUGCAAGCAUUGGUAAUUUGAAAUCUCUUGAGAAACUUGAUCUGAGUGGAACCGCUGUUGAAAGCCUACCUGCAAGCAUUGGUAAUUUGGAAUCUCUUGAGAAACUUGACCUAAGUGGAACAGCAAUUAAAAGCCUACCUGCAAGCAUUGGUAAUUUGGAAUGUCUUGAGAAACUUGAUCUGAGUGGAACCGCAAUUGAAAGCCUACCUGCAAGCAUUGGUAAUUUGGAAUCUCUUAAGAAACUUGAUCUGAGUGGAACUGCAAUUGAAAGCCUACCUGCAAGAAUUGGUAAUUUGAAAUCUCUUGAGAAACUUGAUCUGAGUGGAACCGCAAUUAAAACCCUACCUGCACGCAUUGGUAAUUUGAAAUCCCUUGAGAAACUUGAUCUGAGUGGAACUGCAAUCAAGUGCCUACCUGCAAGCAUCAAGGAAGCUUCUCGGCUGAUUUCGCUGUGGUUAACCAAUUGCAGGAGCCUUGAAUCUUUACCAGAGCUCCCAGGGGUACGUUGGCUUGAAGCACAUGGAUGCACAUCACUCAACAAAGUGCUGAGCUCAAAGACUGCACUUUCACUAGGUUGGGAUGAAUAUAAACAUUCUCAAGGGCUUCAAGAGCAACUUACAUUUUCAAAUUGCAUAGGAAUGGGAGGGGAUGCUUGGCAUGAUAUAUUGACUGAUUCGCAGAUAAGAAUUAUGCGAAUGGCAACUGCGUUAUCAAAGUAUUUUACACAAGAAGAAAUUGAAGUGGCAUUUCAUCUUGAAUUUGAAGAAGAAAGUAAUGAAUAUGUUUUUAGAUCUCCAGUUUGCAUUGUAUGUCCGGGAAGUACAAUUCCAAGUUGGUUUCCAAACGAAGCUGAUAAUUCUGCACUAGCAAUCAACCUUGGUUCAAACUUCUUUAACACUAGUUUUUUGGGUUUUGCUUAUUCUGUUGUUGUUGCAUUCGAGAAUUAUAAUGUUGGAGGGAGUUUGAGUCUUGGGUGUAAAAUCAAUUUCAAAGGCUGUGGUGAUCCUUUUAUCUAUCAUCGGAGUUGCAUGGUUGCCGAAUAUGGGGAAAUCAAUGACUGCAAGUUUGAUACGCCUCACGUGUUUGUCUGGUUUAGUAGCUUUGACCAUGUAAAGCAAGGAAGCUACAAUGGCGUUACCGAGGCCAUAUUUGACUUCUACCCAAUAAUAGAGGAUCGUCCUGAUGACGGAGCCGUUGAUUGUUCCAAUAUUAAGGUGACAAAGUGUGGGAUCUUCCCAAUGUAUGCUCCAAAUGAUUCUGCAUUGAAAUAAAAAUGAAACAGGUGAGGGAGCUAAACAGGACUGAGGUUGAUUUCAUUGAGAACGUUGUUGAAUCGCACGUCAUGCAUCAAGUAAUUUAGAGGGCCUUUGUUUGAUUUAAUGAAAGCCGAAGUGAGCAAAUGUAGGCAUUUUGGGGCAGGCAAGUCUAGUUUGCUGCUCUGUUUUUAGCUGAAUGUUGUUGCUAGAGAGUCUUUCUCUGGCGACCAAAGAGAUAUUUUUCCUUUUAAUUAUGCUUGCUUAUGUUCA
Molecule: messenger RNA, 4933 nt
Organism: Malus domestica (apple)
Lineage: Eukaryota; Viridiplantae; Streptophyta; Magnoliopsida; Rosales; Rosaceae
Product: disease resistance protein RPV1-like
Biological process (GO): defense response; signal transduction
Molecular function (GO): ADP binding; protein binding
Source: RefSeq, a predicted model, not a curated record